Molecule: messenger RNA, 8558 nt
Organism: Micropterus salmoides (largemouth bass)
Lineage: Eukaryota; Metazoa; Chordata; Actinopteri; Centrarchiformes; Centrarchidae
Gene: patj
Product: PATJ crumbs cell polarity complex component
Exons: 48
Coding region: 251-6064 (1937 amino acids)
Molecular function (GO): protein binding
Source: RefSeq, a predicted model, not a curated record
UUUUAAACCCGUCUGUUCUCUAUUAAUUCACCUUUUCUCUGGCUGCUACAUCCUCCGACUGUUCCCGCGCGAAAAGUUAGGAAGCGACAGUUUUAUCAGACGCCGUUUAACAAGCUAACUAGCAUGCUAGCGGCUAGCCGACUGUUAGCGAGCGGCUGUGUUGCAGUUUCUGGAGUUUGGGAGCUGAUGGAGGAAGAAAAGUUUGUUUUAUCAGUGAUCGAGAACGUCAGACGGAGAGCGAGGGACGACGAUGUUUGAAAAUGUCCCGGCAGUGUCCACAGCGGAGCGUCAGCAGGUUCUGGGAGCUCUGGAGCGUCUGCAGGCCAAACUGGCCCAGAGGGAGGAGUGGACCCACAGUGAGACGAUGGGAAACCUGAGGGAGACUCUGCAGAAUCCGCUGUUCAACCACAUCCUGACCCUGCAGCACUCCAUCAAACAGCUGCGGCACCAGCUGAACAAUAUGCCGCCUGACACCUGCAGCGAGUUCAGUUUCUCCAAAAAGGGUCAGCUGAUCAUGAGCGCUGUUAAUUCAGCCAGCAGCUCCGCCCCGCCCUCCCUGUCCUCCUCCUCCAUCCUGACCAAUGGCUUGUCUCCACCCAUCCAUCAGACUCCGCCCUCAUCUGACCUCCUGCCGAAAUGGAUCCUCGCCGCUGCCAAGGGCCGUCACACAGAGCUGGUUCGCCUGACUCGGCCUCUGUCUGGAGGUCUGGGCUUCAGCGUGGUCGGCCUGAACCCUGAAGGAACCAGCAGUCAGGGCGUCUUCGUUAAACACAUCCAGCCUGGAGGCGUCGCGCACAGGAACGGGUGUCUCCAGGAGAGGGACCAGAUCCUGGUGAUAAACGGCAGUCCUCUGGAGGCGGGGAUCAGCCAGCAGCAGGCGCUGACCCUCCUGCAGCAGCCCGGAGAGACGGUGGAGCUGGUGGUCGCCAGGGACCGCCCACUCAACGCAUCAUCACAACCUGCCGCCGCCAUCAACACGGAUCAGUGGGGUCACGCGGAGGAAAUCGAGCUGGUGAACGAUGGAUCUGGUUUGGGCUUCGGCAUCGUGGGAGGGAAGACGACCGGGGUGGUGGUCAGGACGCUCAUCCCAAACAGCGUGGCUGACAAGGACGGACGUCUCCGCACAGGUGACUACAUCCUUCGCAUUGGGGCGACGCCCACCAGUGGCCUUACUAGCGACCAGGUCGUCAAGGUGCUGCAGGCGUGCGGGAGUCACGUGACCAUGCUGAUAGCUAGGGAUCCCCGGGGUCAGAGGUCAACUGCCCCGCCUCCCCCACCACCUCCAAACUCUGCCCCCGUCUCCUCUUUACCCCCCCAACCCCCAGACCUGCCCCCCCAACGUCGACUCAGCAAUACGCCCAACCUGGAGGGGUAUGAGAUCCACGAGGUUCCACUAAGCAAGAAGGAUGGCCAGAGCCUCGGCAUCUCCAUCAUUGGCUACAACCCCCUGACCAGCCAAGAUGCAGUCGGUGUGUUUGUGAAACAUGUCGUCCCAGGCAGCGCAGCAGAUCACAGCGGAAACGUCCGAAUCCACGACCGACUGCUCGCUUUGGACGGCGUCAGUCUUCACGGUCUGACCAAUCAGGAAGUUCUGGAGGUGAUGAAGAAGACCGGUCAGACCGUCGUCCUCACUCUGGUCAGAAAGAAACCCAGAACCCUGGAGAGAUCCCUGGACAAAGUGGAGAGGGAGUCAUCUCGUGUGUCAUUCAGGAGAUCGUUGGAGGUCAAGUCUCGCUCAUCUGGGUUGGACUUUACGACGCCAAAACUGGAACCAACGUACCCAAACGCAGCACAGCUAACAAGGGCUACAGAUGCAGAACUGAUGGAUAAAUGGGAGCAGGCUCUGGGACCAAAGUACCAAGUUCUGGUGGUGAAGUUGGAUCCUGUCAUUGAAGACGAUGCAGAGCUGCAAAGAUCCUCCAAGCUGCUGCCCAUCCACACUCUGCGUCUUGGUGUGGAGUUGGACUCGUUUGAUGGUCACCACUACAUCUCCUCGGUGGUCCCUGGAGGCCCCGUGGACAAACAUGGAGUCUUGAGACCAGAGGAUGAGCUCCUGGAGGUGAAUGAUGUUCAGCUGUACGGUAAGUCCCGUCGAGAAGUGGUGUCGUUCCUAAAAGAAGUGCCUCCUCCGUUCACUCUGGUCUGCUGCCGACACCCGACCUCUGGCCUGGAACUACAAUCUGAAUCUGAACCAGAACCUGAACCUGAACCACUGCUGCGAACUGGACCUGGACCAGUAAGACACUCUCAACCCAGUGUGGAGGAGAUCGAGCUGAAGCUGUCGUCGAUGCUCUGCAGUCAGACAGAAGUGAGACAGAGCGGCGUUGAACCUCAGCAGGCAGUUAGACAGGAGCAGGAAUACCCUGAAGAGGAGGUGCUGACGGAGGAGAGGAGUCAACACAGCCAAGCGGGGGAGGAGGAGGAGGAGGAGGAGGAGGAAGAACAGGAUGAAGAAGAUGAGGAGCUGGCUCUGUGGUCUCCAGAUGUUCAGGUGGUAGAGCUGCGUAAGGAGAGAGACAAAGGCCUCGGCUUCAGCAUCCUGGAUUACCAGGACCCGCUGGAUACCGGUCGGUGCGUGAUGGUGAUCCGGUCUGUGGUUUCUGGCAGUUCAGCCGAGCGUCACGGCGGUUUACUUCCUGGAGACCAGCUGGUUUCUGUCAACCAGACCCUGUUGGACCAGCUCACCUUGGCCCAGGCGGUGGAGGUCCUGAAGUCUGCCCCGCCUGGCACGGUCCGCCUCGGCAUCCGCAAGCCUCUGGUGGACGGAGCAGAGAGGAGGGAGGACGGCAGCCGGGUGUCUCUCAGCGCGCCGCUGCCUGUGCCAAAGGGUUUCGGCGAUGGCUCCAUCCUGCCAGAGGACCUUCGACAAGAAAAAGAAGAUGAAGAAGAGGAGGAGCCGGAGCUGAUCCUGGAUGGAGGUCUGCCUCGCUACACCUCCUUCUCUCGGACCUCUACCCUCCUGCCUCUGGAGGAGGGUAGGGAGAUGGCCGUGGACGAGGAGGUGGAAGGAAAGAAUGAGAGGGAGGUGAAGACGCAGAAGAAAGUCGAAGACAGCUCGGCCUCCCUCCCCAGGGGACCUCCUCCGUCAUGGGAGGAGUGGAAACGCACCUCCUUCAGCCAGGCCGGAGGAGCAGAGGAGACUUGGAGAAGAGAGAAUCAGGAGGAGCUCAGAGACAGAGAGGACGAGGAGCUGCAGAGAUCAGACCAUGAAAGCAUCGUGUCUGUAGGAAACCUGAGUCUGGGUACUCCUGGCUGCAGAGACAGUGAAGCAGACUCCGAGCUUACUCUGACAGACACCGACACAGAGUCUGUCAGGAUGAUUGGUACAGAAGGAAGGAAGGGGCGGAGCCAGCGAGGAGCCUCUCUACGAUUCAGAGGAGACCACAGGGAUCUUCCUGAAAGAGAGGAGGGGGAAGGAGAGGAAACUCCUGCCUUCAGUCACUGGGGACCCCCCCGCAGGGUGGAGGUGUGGCCUGAGGAGGGUCAGUCAUUGGGUCUGAGCAUCGUUGGAGGUCACCAUGUCAUCAAGCGUCUGAAGAACGGCGAGGAGCUGAAGGGAAUCUUCAUCAAACAGGUUUUGCCAAACAGUCCUGCUGCCAAAACAAAGUGUCUGAAGACCGGAGACAAAAUCCUGGAGGUGUCAGGUGUUGACCUACACGCCGCCAGUCACGAGGAGGCGGUCAGUGCCAUCAAAUCGGCUCCGAGCCCCGUUGUCUUCAUCGUGCAGAGCCUGUCAGCUACUCCACGGCCUUUGUCUCUAACAGCUUCCAGCUACAAUAAACACAAAACAAAGAGGAAAGAGUCUCCGCAACCAGGUGCAGCCCCGCCCCCUCUGAGACAGCCCCCGCCCUACAGACCUCCCAGCCAAUCAGAGCAGCAGAUGAACCCUGACCUGGAGCAGGCCAGAGAGCGUUGGUGUGAGCGUUAUGGAGACCUGCAGGGGGAGCUGCUGUGCGUGGAGCUGGACAAGGAGCGGCAGGGUCUGGGUCUCAGCCUGGCGGGAAACCGGGAUCGUUCCCGCCUCAGCAUCUUCGUGGUGGGACUCCAUGCCGGUGGGCCGGCCGCUCGAGACGGACGCAUCCGGGUCGGAGAUGAGCUGCUGGAGAUUAACAACCAGGUUCUUUAUGGGCGGAGUCACCAGAACGCCUCGGCCAUCAUUAAGAGCGCCGCCUCCAAGGUGAAGCUCAUCCUGCUCAGAAGUGAAGACGCUGUAAACCAGAUGGCCGUCCCCCCCUUCUCGACUCCCCCUCCUCCCCCUGUCCUGAGCGCUGAGGUCACAACACAUCCACAGUCUGUCUGUCCAGCUCCUCUCGGUGUCUCCGCCCCCACAGAUGGACCGCGCCUACCCACCGCCCUGACGCUCCACCCGGCCUCAGACACACUGGACGAGACGAGCGACGAAGCAGAACAGAACAACAACAACAGAAGCAGCAACGGCGCCGCCAAGAGUCUGAGAGAGGCCGACACUUUCAAAAAGAGGCCAAACGUUGCAGAGUCUCCAGAAAACGAGUUUCUGGCUCCGAGGGCGUCGCUGGAGCAGCAGUCCUGCAGGUCUCACAGCAGCUCCAGUAAACCGACAGCAGCAUCUCCUCCUCUGAUCAGCCCCGACCUGCAGACCGUCAACAGAGACCCAUCAUGCUGUGCGGUGGUUCCUGGCCAGGAGACGCUGCUGGAGAUCUGUAAAGGUCGAUCAGGACUCGGACUCAGUAUAGUGGGAGGAAGAGACACACAGCUGGACGCCAUAGUGAUCCAUGAGGUUUAUGAAGAAGGAGCUGCAGCCAGAGACGGACGACUGUGGGCAGGAGACCAGAUACUCGAGGUGAACGGGGUGGACCUCCGCGGUGCGUCCCACGAGGAAGCAAUCGCCGCGCUGCGUCAGACGCCGGCGAAGGUUCGCAUGACGGUGCUGAGGGACGAGGCUCAGUACAGAGACGAGGAGAACCUGGACGUCUUUAAGGUGGAGCUGCAGAAGAAGAGCGGCAGAGGGCUGGGACUCAGCAUCGUCGGGAAGAGGAGUGGCAGCGGCGUGUUUAUCUCUGAGGUGGUCCGAGGGGGCGCUGCAGAGCUGGACGGUCGCCUGAUGCAGGGAGAUCAGAUUCUGUCAGUCAACGGAGACGACACGAAACACGCCUCCCAGGAAGCUGUCGCUGCCAUCCUGAAGUGUGCUCGGGGUCCGGUCCUGUUGGAGCUCGGACGGCUCAAAGCUGCGUCCUGGAUCUCGUCCAGACGCAACUCACAAGGAAGCCAGAUGAGUCAUGUGAGUGGGAGCAGCUCAGGUGUUGUGGCUCCGCCCCUCAUGCAGACCCCGACAUCAUGUGACCCCGCGACCACCGACCCCCCGACAUUGAUCUCCAGCGGCGCCCUGCCCCUCAAUAACGACCUGAAGUCCACCAGUGACAUCACUUCCUCCUCCAACGGCGCAGGGGUAGAUGGAGGCAUCCGCACGGUGGAGAUCACACGGGGCGCCAGUGACUCCCUCGGGGUGAGUAUAGCGGGAGGGAAGGGCAGCCCGCUGGGUGACAUCCCCAUCUUCAUCGCCAUGAUUCAGGCCAACGGAGUCGCUGCCAAGACGCACAGACUCAAGGUGGCCGACAGGAUCGUCAGUAUUAACGGUCAGUCUGUGGACGGCCUGUCGCACAGCGAGGUGGUCACCAUGCUAAAGAACAGCUACGGGAACAUCAGCCUGAAGGUGGUGGCGGACACCAACAUCAGCGCUAUCGCCACUCAGGUAGAGAGUUUGUCCAGCAGCUCCAGUCUGUCAGCCAGCACGGACGCGCACACAGCAGAGCCAGAAGGUCCGCGACCCCGCAGCAUCAGUCUGGAGAAAGGCUCUGAGGGACUCGGCUUCAGCAUCGUCGGAGGAUUCGGCAGCCCACAUGGAGACUUGCCCAUCUACGUCAAGACUGUCUUCAGCAAGGGCGCAGCGGCAGUGGAUGGGCGUCUGAAGCGAGGCGACCAGAUCCUGUCUGUGAACGGAGAGAGUCUGCAGGGAGCAACGCACGAGCAGGCGGUCGCCAUCCUCAAGAAACAGAGAGGAACCGUCACACUGAACAUCCUGUCAUAACACACAGAAACACACACACCUGCAUGCACACUGACACACACACACAGAAACACCUGUGACAGGUGGAGGUCAAUCACACACAUUUUGACUCUUGGACUACGUAUCAUCAUGAAUCGUGAACUCUGAACUUCCCAACAUGCAAAAAAAGAAACACACUUCCUGUUUGGGCUGGCGCCACUACACACUGAUGUCAGCACGGACAGAUGCGUCUCACAACAAGAGUUUCUCAACCUUGGGUUCUGGUACGCAGAUGGGGUCAUAAGAAACGUCUGAUGUACUGAGCGGGUACUUAGCGGGUCAGCUCAUUGUCAUAUCUUAACAACUACUGGAACAUCUUUGCAUGAAAUUUGCUGUUCAUAUAAUUCUGCUCCCCAGAUCAUCGUUUUUUUAAAGAUUCUUGCAAAAUACUGACUUUUCUUCAUCAGGACAAAUGAUCCACUCAGACAACAGUGAUGAUUGUGAUGGAAAUCCGAUCCAGGCAUUUGUUAAGUGUUUUUAUAAAGCUUUAGAAUUGAGUAAAGUAGAAUUCAAGUUGAAACAACUGUCUCUUUUCUAGUUGACCAUGUUCACAAUCAUAGUUUAACGUGUUAGCAUGGUAAUAUUUGCAAAUGGGGACUAAACACAACUAAGGACAAUGUCAUUUGUUUUGCAAGUAUUUGGUCAUAAAGCAAACAGAGUAUUAGACACAUUACCUGGAAAAAAAAGUCGAACAAUGUAUGAUAAAUCUAUUAAUGACAUAAAGAAGUAUAAGCAGAUGAAUAAAGCCCAAGUCCCUCCCUUCAACCCCUAUGGGAUCUUAUUUCGGGAAAAAAAAACUGUAAAGUAACAUUUAGUUUAGUGUGAAACUGCUCAAUGAACUCCAUCUUUUAUCUCGCACAAUAUCCAACGUGUUAGCGCAGUAAUGCUAAGCUAACAUUCAUCACUUGCUUGCUACUAGCUAGGUAGCUUAGCUAUGUUCCACACACAGAUGUAUCUCACCUGAUGUGUUUGAUCCAACGACUCCUGGUCCUUACAUCACAUCAUCUGCACAUGGAAGCUGUUUAACGUUAGCUUCGAUAACGUUAGCUUCAGUAACGUUAGCUUCAGUGUUAGCUUCAGUCAAUAAGAGAAACGCAACUUUUGGGUUUAUGGUCUUUGUAAUAACGCAGUUUAGCAUUCUUAUACUUUUUUACAAGAAAAUGUAACUUUCUCGGAUCAAAACAUUUGUCUAUUAAGUAUUAAGGUCCCACGGAGGUGCACAGGAACUGGAGGGACUUCCAUCACGUAGUUCCGUCUUCUCAAAUGUGUAUAUUUGUUGGUUUUCUCAAUCUUCUGUGACUGUACAAUGAAUAUUUUGGGCUUUUGGACUGUCUUGGCAUUUUCUGGACCAAACUAUUAAUCGAUCAUUUGAGAAAAUAAUUGGUUGAUUGUUCGACAAUGAAAAUAAUAAUUAUUUGCCGCCCCUAAAAUGUGUUUCAUUAAAUUAACCUGAACUAAAUUUCACAGCAAUCCAUCAAAUAGUUGUUGAGAUAUUUUAGUCUGAACCACAGUUGUGUAGAUGAAAACACCACCAAAGUUUGUAGGAUUCAUCCUCUGGGCACCACAAAUGUCGAUUGUCAACAUAUUUCAGUCUGCUAGUGUCCCAAAAGAGAGAAAUCUGACUCUAAAACAUGGUGUUCAAGCCAGAAAAGGUUGAGAAACUCUUUUUAGAUCCCUUAUCAGUUCAGUAUAUAAUCUAAAACAAAUAAGAAUCAAUAUGGAGGCAGAAUGGAGUGACAUUUAAAUCCAGCCUGCACUAGUUCAUUCAGCUCUACAGACAAACAACAGGGAGGUUUGUUUUCAUGGAUGGAAAAAAAAAUGUUUAUAAUCAAGAGGAACAAAAGGGAAAUAUUGGUAGAAAAGAUGUGACUGACACUACUGCACACGUUAGCUUAGCAUCUCCUCUGUUAGCCAGUGAGUAGCAGGUUUAUGAAUGUGGAAACCACCAGAGAGGAGAAGUGUGUGUUAACAUGCCAUGCUAAGUAGCUAGCCAUCAAAAAAGGUACUUUUCAUUCAUCAAACUGGCAGGAAAUGAUCAUUUCCAAACAUGAAAAUUACAACAAUAAGGUUUAAAGAAAUUAUGUUGUAUGUCAUGGGCACACUAAUGGAAAAUUAAACUUCAAUUUAAUUAAAUGAUUUCCUUUAAAUAUUGACGGUCACAGUCUUUCAUAUGGAAAAGUUCCACUGUUUAUUGUUAACAUUAAAAACAUUAGUAAAAGGUAACAAAAUUGGAUUAAACCUUGUAAACUGCAGCAUUUAUUGAAUCAGAAAACUUAUUUGUAAAAGCUAAAAUCAGUGAGCCUUAAUUAAAACACUCUUCUGUAAAAGACAACACUAAAAUGUUUGGUUAUCAAAAAGCUUUUCGUUAACAUUAUUUUAAAAAAUAAAGCCUCUUUUCAGGUAUACAAUAACAGUGAAAGCUAGUGUUGUUGUCAAGACCGCCCAAACCGAGACCAAGUCAAGACCAAGACCAGAG